AUGCAUUUCUCUACAGCAUUCGCUGUUGUCGCUCUCGCCGUGCUAGCACAGGCGCAAGUCCCAACAGGCUUCAAGCCUUCGGUCAACACCAAACUGGAAGUCAUCUACAACUCGACCAUGAUCAUGGAAGCAGGUCAAUUAUUUGGCAAAGCGGACGUCCAAACCCAACCGAAAAUCGCCCUCACCAGUGCCAUGGCCAAAGCUAGCGAAACAUACAUGUUCGUAAUGAUCGACCUAGACGUGCCCCCCGCCAACGGCUCCACCAAACGCCGCACACUCCUCCACUGCAUGAACACGGGCUUCAAAGCCACAAAGCAACAAAUCGGCGGCGCCGCCACCGUGCUCGCAACCACGGAGAAGGGCCCGUCGAACUACAUCCCCCCUGGUCCCCCCGCCACAGACACCGUCGCCCACCGCUAUGUCCAACUCCUGUUCGCGCAGCCAGCAAACCUCAGCGUCGCAAAGGCCGAUGUUUCGGAUAGGGUAGGCUUCGACAUUGUCGCUUUCAUGACAAAGUACAAGCUUGCGGAGCCCAUGGCCGGCAACUUUCUCACGGUCGAUGGACGCAUGAAUGUGACUGCUACCGGUGGGGCGAAGCCUACGGGGACGAAGGGUAGUCCCAAGCCUAGCGGGACACCGCCGAUGCAGUUCCAGGGUGCGGCGGCGGAGUUGGGCGUGCCGUAUGGGACGGUGGGAAGGCUGGGUGCCUUGGCGCUGGCUGUUAUGUUUAUAUUGUAA
Messenger RNA from Pyrenophora tritici-repentis Pt-1C-BFP, 738 nucleotides. The record is from RefSeq and is a predicted model, not a curated record. Lineage: Eukaryota; Fungi; Ascomycota; Dothideomycetes; Pleosporales; Pleosporaceae.